CAAGAAGCCACUUCUGAUCUCAGGAUCUAUCCAGCAUGCCUAAUCAAGGAGAAGACUGCUAUUUUUUUUUCUAUUCUACAUGUACCAAAGGUGACAGCUGUCCAUUCCGUCACUGUGAAGCUGCACUAGGAAAUGAAACUGUUUGCACAUUAUGGCAAGAAGGGCGCUGUUUUCGACAAGUGUGCAGGUUCAGGCACAUGGAGAUUGAUAAAAAACGCAGUGAGAUUCCUUGUUACUGGGAAAAUCAACCAAUGGGAUGUCAAAAACUAAACUGCGCUUUCCAUCACAACAGAGGACGUUAUGUUGAUGGCCUUUUUCUACCUCCAAGCAAAACUAUGUUGCCCACUGUGCCUGAGUCACUAGAGGAGGAAGUGAAGGCUUGCCAGCUCACAGUUCAGCAGAACAAAUUGUCUGUCCAGUCUAAUCCCUCUCCUCAGAUGCGAAGUGUAAUGAAAGUAGAAAGUUCAGAAAAUGUUCCUAGCCCUACACAUCCACCAGUCGUAAUCAAUGCUGCAGAUGAUGAUGAGGAUGAUGAUGAUCAGUUCUCUGAGGAAGGUGAUGAAACCAAAACACCUACCCUGCAACCAGCUGCUGAAGUCCAUAAUGGAUUACGAGUGGCAUCUGCCCGGAAACCUGGGGUCAAUUUAAAACAAGGUGAAUGUUUGAAUUUUGGAAUAAAAACUCUUGAGGAAAUUAAGUCAAAGAAAAUGAAGGAAAAAUCCAAGAAGCAAGGUGAAGGUUCUUCAGGAACUUCCAGUCUUUUACUCCAACCUCAGACCAUUCCAGGUCCUGAAAAAGAGAAUGUGCGGACCGUGGUGAGGACAGUAACUCUGUCCAACAAACAAGGAGAACAACCCUUGGUAAGAUUGAGUCUCACGGAGAGACUAGGGAAAAGAAAAAUUUCAGUAGGUGGUGACAGUGAUCCUCCAUUAAAGCGUAGCCUUGCACAGAGGCUAGGGAAAAAAGUCGAUGCUUCAGAAACUGACAAAACACCAAAGAAAGUUCAAGUUUCUAAGUCUCUAAAGGAACGAUUAGGUGUGUCAGCUGGUGUGAACAGUGAGGAGGCAGCAGAGAGAGUUACUAAAGUUGGUGAGAUCCACGUGAAAACAUUAGAAGAAAUUCUCCUUGAAAGAGCCAGUCAAAAACGUGGAGAAUUGCAUACUAAACUCAAGACAGAAGGACCUUCAAAAGUUGAUGAUUCUACUUCAGGAGCAAGAAGCUCUUCCACUAUCCGCAUCAAAACCUUCUCUGAGGUCCUGGCUGAAAAGAAGCAUCGGCAGCAGGAAGAAGAGAGACAAAAAAGCAAAAAGGAUCUAACCUGCAUCAAGUUAAAGACUGAUAAUGAAAUUAAAAAAACAGUGGUUUUGCCACAGAUAGUUGCCAACAAAGGACAAUCAGAGGAGCCUGCAGGUAGAACAAAGUCUGUGCAGGAGGUACACAUCAAGACACUGGAAGAAAUUAAACUAGAGAAGGCACUGAGGGUGCAGCAGAGCUCCGAGAGCAGCACCCUGGGAGCCAGCUCCCAGUCUCAGCCUGAGGCCACCCCAGGGGCUAGGCGGCUUCUCCGAAUCACCAAAAAAUCAGUUACAAAAGAAGAAAAGAAACUUCAAGAAGAAAGUGACAUUGCGUUUCAGAGCAGUGUAACUAGAACAGAGGCUAAAGAGGCUUCAACUGAGACAACAGGAAUUGGCAUCACUAAAAUUCAAGUCAAGAAAUGUGAGACCAUGAGAGAAAAGCACAUACAGAAACAACCAGAGAGGGGAAACUCACAGAAGGAAAAAUCAGUUUUGACAUCCCUUAGGAGAGAUGUAGACUCUUGUAACACCCAGAUAGCAGAGGAGCCAGUGCUCACUACAGUGCCAGGCGUCACACGCUGCCUAACAAAGCGGCCUCCCACAAAGUCAUCCCAGAAGGCAGAGGUAGAAACCUCAGGGAUUGGCGACUCAGUAUUAAAUGUGAAAUGUGCAGCACAGACCUUGGAAAAAAGGGGUAAAGCUAAACCCAAAGUGAAUGUGAAGCCAUCUGUGGUUAAAGUUGUCUCUUCCCCCAAAUUUGCCCCCAAACGCAAGGCAGCGGAGAUGCACUCUGCUGUCAUUGCAGCUGUGAAGCCACUCAGUUCCAGCAGUGACCGGCAGGAAAGCCCAGCCAAGAAAGCGGCUGUGGCUGUUGUCCCACUCCUCUCUGAGGACAAAUCAGUCACUAUUCCUGAGACAGAGAAACCUAGAGACAGUCUUGUUCUGUCUCCAGUCCAGUCCUCUUCAGAUCCCUCUCCACCAGAAGUAUCUGGCCCUUCCUCAUCCCAAAUGGCCACAAAAACUCGCCGACUCAGCUCUGCAUCAACAGGAAAGCCCCCACUCUCUAUGGAGGAUGAUUUUGAGAAACUAAUAUGGGAGAUUUCAGGAGGCAAAUUAGAAGCUGAGAUCGACCUGGAUCCUGGGAAGGAUGAAGAUGAUCUUUUGCUUGAGCUGUCAGAAAUGAUUGAUAGCUGAAGGUGGUAAUAGAACAUUUAAAACAAAAAAAAAAGAAAGAAAAACUCACCAAAAAACUGGACUUAGUUCCAUCUAUUAUACAUUUACCCAAGAUGAUCAUUUGUUUAGUCUAGAAUUUGCCCCAAACCAGAAGUAUACCUCUGAAUUUACCUGUAUGUGUACUAGAUUUGUUGGAGUCGGGAUUUUAAAGUUCAUUGAUAAUCAUUUUGUCCAUUUGAUGCCAUUGUUUAGCAUCUUCAAGAAAAAAUUCUGUCUCACCCCUCUCUCCACAAAAAACUGAGAGGGAGAUCCAAGUGAAAGAGUACCAGAGAACUUUGUGACUCCUUGAGGUGUUUGUCAGUUUUGGCUUUCUCCCCCUUUGUUGUAUUCAUUUCUGUAUUGUCUUAAUGUACUUAAUGUUACCUGAGUUUGGAGAGGAUGAAGACAGCUGCUACCAUAAGGACCAAAUUUCACACUACCACUAAACAACAACAAAAAAAUUCACUCAGUCUAUUAAAUUGUAUGUCUUUUUAGAAGUAUUUGGAGAUCCAUCUAAGCUUUAGAGCUGAGCAGCUCAAGAAGCCUGUAAUCUGGGCAUGUCUUUUUGGACCUGAUUUUUACGUUUCUUCUGCUGUGUAAGCCUCUGAAGAUUAAUAGCUAAUUUAUUAUUACUGUAACUUUUUAAGGCUUUAAAGUGCCUCAGGGGUCCUCUGAAACUAAUUUUCUAUUUCUGGGAUUCCUGGAUUUUUAAUAAGAGAUGGUGACAUAAUGAUUAAAUGAAUUCUUUUUUUAGUAUGAAAUUUGUUCCUUCUCUAGUACUUGCCUCCUACUAGCGUUGAAUUAUCACAGGAAUAAAAAUUGGUUAAUUUUA
Molecule: messenger RNA, 3339 nt
Organism: Artibeus jamaicensis (Jamaican fruit-eating bat)
Lineage: Eukaryota; Metazoa; Chordata; Mammalia; Chiroptera; Phyllostomidae
Gene: ZC3H11A
Product: zinc finger CCCH-type containing 11A
Exons: 16
Coding region: 36-2489 (817 amino acids)
Molecular function (GO): metal ion binding
Source: RefSeq, a predicted model, not a curated record